Drosophila subpulchrella is the source of this 480-nucleotide messenger RNA. Its product is annotated as lysozyme. The transcript is spliced from 4 exons. Bases 27 to 467 code for a protein of 146 amino acids. The record is from RefSeq and is a predicted model, not a curated record. NCBI's taxonomy places the organism in Eukaryota, Metazoa, Arthropoda, Insecta, Diptera, Drosophilidae.
CAAUCAAUCUAUACCCCUGUAACGAAAUGGCUAGUCACCUGCCCAAAGGUGGUGCCCUCGUCCUGGUUCUCAAUCUUCUCCUGCUUUCGCAGUGGGAGACGGAGUCCAAGCUGCUGACACGUUGCCAGUUGGCCAAGGAGCUCUUGCGUCACGACUUUCCCCGCAGUUAUCUGUCCAAUUGGGUUUGUCUAGUGGAGGCGGAGAGUGGACGCAGUACGUCAAAAUCCAUGCAACUGCCCAACCAGAGCGUCAGCUAUGGACUUUUCCAGAUCAACAGCAAAAACUGGUGUCGCAAAGGUCGUCGUGGAGGCAUAUGCAACAUCAAAUGCGAAGAGUUCCUCAAUGACGAGAUCUCGGAUGACUCACGCUGUGCCAUGCAGAUCUUCAACCGCCACGGAUUUCAGGCCUGGCCCGGAUGGAUGAGCAAAUGUCGUGGGCGCACGCUGCCCGAUGUUUCGCGCUGCUAGGACUGCUUUUCUA